Molecule: messenger RNA, 1950 nt
Organism: Drosophila biarmipes
Lineage: Eukaryota; Metazoa; Arthropoda; Insecta; Diptera; Drosophilidae
Exons: 6
Coding region: 1-1950 (649 amino acids)
Source: RefSeq, a predicted model, not a curated record
AUGGAGGAGCUUGUAUCGAAGCUUCGUACGACGCACUUCAGCGCGUGGCUACAAGAGUACGCAAACGUCGUGUGUACGGUUUUGGACUUCGGGGGAAAGGAGCCGAGCCGACGAGUUCUGCAUGUGAGCGUCGACCAGAACGGAUGCGAUCAACAGGAUGAUCGGCAUGGAGGUUGUCCCAUUUGUGGAGGACAACAUGCUGCGACGAGCUGCAGGGAGUUCAUUGGAGCUUCGCCACCGGGUAUGUGGAGCAUGGUGAGGAGGUAUCGGCUCUGCUUCACAUGCUUACGGAGUGGACAUACGACCGGGUCCUGCGAUGUACAUGGCGAAUGCCAGAUCAAGGCCGCAGAUUGCAUCACCGUCUGCUACAUGGCGCGGACGAGCAGCGAAGAUGGCCGUUGCAGCGAGGUGGCUUCAGGAGCCACAACGGAGGAAACCAGCAGUCAGCAGUUUUCAGGCGUGACCCGGGCAGGAGGUCUGCGCCACGAGGUGGUUACAGGAACCACGAGGGGAGCCAGCAUAACGCUGUACGGAGCUGGUCGCCAGGUGGACACAUAUGCGCUCUUGGAUGAGGGAUCCUCCGUCACGAUGAUCGAUGACGAGCUACGGAGGGAUCUAGAAGUGCGAGGCGAACAUCGACAGCUGAAUAUUCAAUGGUUUGAAGGAGGGGCCAGCAGCAACAUGGUGAGCAUGGAAAUAAGUGGAGCUGGGAAGCCCACUCGCCACGCUUUGAGGAACGUGUACUCUGUUUCGAACCUGAGUCUGCCGAUACAGACGUUAGGUCGAGAGAUGUCCAGGGCGUGCAUAAAAAUGUCGCAGGCAGCGAUGACGCGCAGGCACAAAGGAUCCUCGAAGACACCACGUUGGCGUUGGAAUACGAUCAUCAAGGAUUACGUAUCCAAAGGAUAUGCGAGGAAGCUGCAGCACGAUGAGGUCGCGGUGACGACCGACGGGCUAUGGUAUUCGCCACAUUUUGGUGUCGAAAACCCGAACAAGCCCGGUAAGGUCCGGCUUAUGUUCGAUGCUGCAGCCAAGGUUGGAGGAACCUCGCUAAAUUUGGCGCUGGACAAGGGGCCUCAGCCAUACAAGCGUUUGUCAGCCGUGCUCUUUCACUUCACGAAAGGAGCAGUCGGAGUCUGCGGUGACAUUAAGGAGAUGUUCCACCAAGUACUGAUCCUACCCGAGGAUCGGUGUUCCCAACGAUUCCUUUGGAGAGAUGGCAACGACGAUGGAUACCCGGAUGCGUACGAGAUUAACGUAAUGACGUUUGGAGCAGCCUGCUCGCCGAGCGCUGCGCAUCACGGAAAGACGGUGAAUGCCCUGAAGUUUCGGGAUUCGGAUCCGAGGGCAGUUAAAGCCAUCAUCGACCACCACUACGUCGAUGACUAUGUGGACAGUUUCGCUACAGAGAGCGAACCUAUCAGUUUUUCAUCCAGCUCACCCAUCGUUGAAGCGGCGUUGGGACCACCUGGACAAGUCAAGAGCGUCGGAUGGGGUGGGGCUGAGCUGAUGAUCCUUGGAAUGCGCUGGCAGGUAGCCACGGACGACUUCAGAUUCAACGUGGAGUAUCACCGAGUGCCAAGAAGCGUUCUAAGUGGAGAUCGAGUCCCUACAAAGAGGAAGUAUUUGAGCUUGCUGAUGUCAACGUUCGAUCCAUCAGCGAAGCUGAUGUUAAGAGAGAUUUGGUGGCAGAAGAUCCAGUGGGACGAACCACUACCGGAGGAGAUAGGCCAAGCCUUUGCCGCCUGGCGCAGGGAGAUGGACGCUGUGGGACAGUUCCGAUGCCCUCGUCACUAUUUUGAGCAUGGAGCAGUUCGGACCAUCGAGCUGCACGGGUUCGUGGAUGCAAGUCAAUCUGCAUUCGCGGCAGUGGCCUAUUGGAGGGUCAUGUACGAGGUAACAACGUGCUGGUUAACUUCGUGUGAGCAAAAACGACGUGCGCGCCGAUGA